AUGGCAGCUCUUCACGAUGCACUCAAAGCACUAGGCGCCAUAGACUACGACGAAACUCCCACUGACAACCUAAAGCCAUUUCUAUUAGAUGCUUUCAAUAGUGGUCAAAUAAUAGUUGAUUCAAUCCCCAUACCCGACUCUGCCGAACCUUCCAGCACCCGACCGCGAUCAAAUACAACACCUUCAAUAGCCUCAUCUGCAUCCGAAAUCUUAGCAUCGCAUGCCCGAUCUCCACCUCCGCCUCACGAUAUCGAAUGUCUGCAGAAGGAAUGGAAACAAGUGAAACUGAAGCCGGCUGAUAAUCCAUUGGGUAUAAGUGUAUAUUCUUGCAAGGGAAGGGAUGGAAAGGGAACUUGGUUCGCGAGGAGGAGUGUACAUGAGGGAUUGGGAUUUACAAAAUGGAAGAGAGGUUUAGAGAGGGAAUUUCCGGAGACGCUGAAGGUUCAGGGUGGUCCGGGUGAGGGUAAUAUUAGAGGUAUUGGUGGAGAGAAGAGGGUGGCGUAUAACAAUAUGCCUGGGACGGGGAAAAUGGAAGUGUAUCUGCUAUCUGCGCAGUUUCCAGGUCCAACUUCCCCGAGAGAUUUCGUAACAAUGCUUAUCUCUUCAGAUCAAGCAUUGAGGGGACAAAAUAAUCACGAAAUACCCCGCCAUUUUAUGGUAAUAUCGAAACCAUGUCAACAUCCAGAUGCUCCACAACGUGAAGGAUAUAUAAGAGGAAAUUAUGAAUCAGUUGAAUUUAUUCGAGAAAUCCCAACUAAGAAAGCGCCUCCGAAGAGAUCAGUAUCAGCAUCAGAUCUCACAAAGGGACAUUCAAGAGAUAGAUCCGGUUCUAAUUUAGGAAGAGAGGCUGUUUUGAGAAAUGCGCAUCAGAAGCAUGAUCAGCCUACUACAGAGGGAGGAGAAGAAGACAUUGAAAGGCAGGCUUCGCGUUCUGAUAGUAACCUAGCUCUUGUCGGCAAACACGAGAAAACUGCUGUUCCAAGUGAGGAUGAUGAAUGGGAACAAAAUCCUGUUGAGUGGAUCAUGAUUACAAGGAGUGAUCCUGGUGGGAGUGUACCACGAUUUAUGAUUGACCGUGGAACUCCAUCAGCUAUCGUUUCUGAUGCGGGCAAAUUCCUGGAUUGGGCAUGCUCGAAGACAAUUGAGGAAUUGGAUAGUGAUGAUGAGGAACCUGUCGAGAAAGAAGAUGAAAAUACUGAACGUGAACAUCAUCAUCGCCAUCAUCGUCAACAUGACCACGAAAAAGACUUACAUAACUAUCAAACAAAUGGACAUCUUGCAGGUAUAGAUAGUCAAGCAGAGAUAUCACCUCCUGGGCCGGUUGGUCCAGCGAAGCCUGCAACUCAGACGCAACAGCAAGUACCCGCAGCAAGUGGUGGUGGAAUAUAUGACUUGGUGGCAGGAGUAGCAACUUCUGCUGGAGCUUUAAUCGCUCCAUAUGCACCAGCAAUCAUUGCGGAUCGUCUACCGCAUGCUAACGAAGCUCCCUCAACUAAAGAAAAUGAACCUUUACCUCUUGCCAGUGAACCCGUUCCGACUCAAUUUUCCCCCCCUAUUCCUCGGUCUCGAUCAGUAUCCGAUGCAUCCAUCACCAGCGAGUCCACUGUGAAUAGUUUUGAAUCAGCUCUUUCAUUCCGAAAAAUAUCAUCACAAGAUUCGGCAGGUGUUCAAAAAGUAAAUCUGCAACAAGAUAAAGAGCUACAGAAAUUAGAAGACAAAAAACGAAAACUCCAAGAGAAGUUAGAGAGAGCAAAACAAAGAGAAGCGGAUAAAAAGAGUGAAGAUGGAGAGAAAGAAAAAGAAGCCAUUCGAAAAGCAGAGGAAAAAUAUGAGAGAGAAGUAAGGAAAAGAGAAGAAAAAUAUAGAAAGGAAAUGGAAAAGUUGGAAAAGAAAAGGAUAAGAGAGGGGCAGAAACAAGAGGAGAGAAAGAGGAAGAGGGAAGGAAAGGAAAAAGGAGAGGAUUUGCAACAGGUGAAUGCUAAUUUGAGAGCGGAGAUUGAGGUGCUAAAGAGGGAGAAACAGGUUUUGAGGGAUCAGGUGGGUAGUGUACAGAGGGAAAAUACACUCUUGGUAGGGAGAUUGGGGAGACUAGGGGUCCCAGGUGAGGAAAUGUUGAGGGAGGUGAGGGAGGAGUUGAGUGGGGGAUUGAGUCCGAAGGGAAGGGUUAGGGGAAGUAGUAUGGGGAGUGCGAGUGGGAGUGGGAGUCAGAGGAGUGGCAUUAGCGGGGGAGCGAAGAGUGCUAUGGGUGUUGGUGGUAAGGUCGCUGGCGCUGGAGUUGGUACUGGGGCCGGGGCUGGUGCUGGUGCUGGUGUUGGUGAGGGUGUUGGUAUUAAUGCGGAGAAUGAAAGGCCGGUUGUUAUGCCGGUGGUGGGUAGAAGUGAAACUCCAACGGGGAAAUGGAAUGGGGAGGUUUGA
Molecule: messenger RNA, 2415 nt
Organism: Sclerotinia sclerotiorum 1980 UF-70
Lineage: Eukaryota; Fungi; Ascomycota; Leotiomycetes; Helotiales; Sclerotiniaceae
Exons: 2
Coding region: 1-2415 (804 amino acids)
Source: RefSeq, a predicted model, not a curated record